Molecule: messenger RNA, 9252 nt
Organism: Melospiza melodia melodia
Lineage: Eukaryota; Metazoa; Chordata; Aves; Passeriformes; Passerellidae
Gene: PAK2
Product: p21 (RAC1) activated kinase 2
Exons: 15
Coding region: 176-1750 (524 amino acids)
Biological process (GO): regulation of axonogenesis; regulation of MAPK cascade; intracellular signal transduction
Cellular component (GO): cytoplasm
Molecular function (GO): protein serine/threonine kinase activity; ATP binding
Source: RefSeq, a predicted model, not a curated record
AUUUUGCUUUUGGACACCAAAAUCUGUUUGAUCGAAGAAAAUCGAAUACCUGAUGAAGUAAGGAUCCCUCCAGUCUCCACUUUAAAACUGCACCUCUUUUCCAGAAUAAUGAAGCGUCAAGUCUCCUCUCUUCCAGUGUGGUGAUUUUCAGGGCUUCCCCUAGCUAUUGAGAACCAUGUCUGACAACGGAGAGCUGGAAGACAAGCCCCCUGCCCCUCCUGUCCGCAUGAGCAGCGCUAUCUUCAGUGCAGGGGGCAAAGACCAGUUACCAACCAACAACAGCUUUAAACCCCUGCCCUCUGUCCCAGAAGAGAGGAAACCCAGGCAUAAAAUCAUCUCCAUAUUCUAUAAUGAAAAAGGAAGCAAGAAGAAGGAAAAGGAAAGGCCAGAAAUCUCCCCACCAUCAGAUUUUGAGCACACCAUCCAUGUUGGCUUUGAUGCUGUCACUGGAGAGUUCACUGGAAUGCCAGAACAAUGGGCUAGGCUGCUGCAGACCUCAAAUAUCACCAAGCUAGAACAGAAGAAAAACCCCCAGGCGGUACUAGAUGUGCUGAAAUUCUACGACUCCAAAGACACAGCAAAACAGAAAUAUCUGAGUUUUUCUGCUCCAGAAAAAGAUGGUUUCCCUUCAGGAGCACCAACGACCAAUGCCAAAGGUUCAGAACCAUCAACAGCUGUGGCAGAUGAUGAUGAGGAUGAUGAAGAGGCUCCUCCUCCUGUGAUUGCUCCACGGCCAGAUCACACAAAAUCGAUUUACACCCGCUCUGUCAUCGACCCCAUCCCUGCCCCGGCCGGUGACACCUGCGCCGACAGCGCCUCCAAAGCAGGGGACAAACAGAAAAAGAAAACCAAGAUGUCAGAUGAAGAUAUCAUGGAAAAACUACGCACUAUUGUAAGCAUAGGAGAUCCCAAGAAAAAAUACACCAGAUAUGAAAAAAUCGGGCAGGGGGCUUCAGGUACAGUUUUCACAGCUAUUGAUGUGGCAACAGGGCAGGAGGUAGCUAUUAAACAGAUCAAUUUGCAGAAACAGCCCAAGAAGGAGCUGAUAAUUAAUGAGAUCUUGGUAAUGAAGGAGCUAAAGAACCCCAACAUAGUCAACUUCCUGGACAGUUACCUCGUAGGGGAUGAAUUGUUUGUGGUGAUGGAGUACCUGGCUGGAGGCUCUCUAACAGAUGUGGUCACAGAGACAUGUAUGGAUGAAGCACAGAUUGCUGCUGUGUGCAGAGAGUGCUUGCAAGCGCUUGAGUUCCUCCAUGCCAACCAGGUGAUCCACAGGGACAUAAAGAGUGACAAUGUGCUCUUAGGAAUGGAUGGAUCAGUUAAAUUAACUGACUUUGGGUUCUGUGCCCAGAUCACCCCUGAGCAGAGCAAGCGCAGCACCAUGGUGGGGACUCCGUACUGGAUGGCUCCCGAGGUGGUGACACGGAAAGCCUACGGCCCCAAAGUGGACAUCUGGUCCCUGGGCAUCAUGGCUAUUGAGAUGGUGGAAGGAGAGCCCCCAUACCUCAACGAGAACCCCCUGAGGGCUUUAUAUUUGAUAGCAACUAAUGGCACACCAGAACUCCAGAACCCCGAGAAACUGUCCCCAAUAUUCCGGGAUUUCCUGAACCGAUGUUUGGAGAUGGAUGUGGAGAAAAGAGGAUCAGCCAAAGAAUUGCUACAGCAUCCCUUCUUGAAACUGGCCAAACCUCUGUCCAGCUUGACGCCACUGAUCCUGGCAGCCAAAGAAGCAAUGAAGAGUAACCGCUAGCAUCCUGCCACAGCCUUCUUCCUUUUUUGUUGUUUGUAUUUUACAAAUCUUUAUAAUAUAUGAAAUUGUUACACCUUGGGGGGGGAGGGAAGGGGUUUUUGUGGGGGUGGGAAACAUCUGCAAAAGGGAAGAAACUCUCAUCCAGAAGACACCCAAGUACAUUGUGGCGACUCUAGAGAUCCCUGUCUGGGGUCCAGAAGGAAUUGAGAGCUGAAUUAUUGGCCUUUGUGGGGUUUUUUUAUUCUGAUUUUUUGUUUCCCAGACAGCCCAGAAAUACCACUUGCUGUGCCUGGGGCUUUAAGGGGUUUUAACGACUUCGCUGUAACAGCUCCCAUUGUACCCUCUGGGUACUUUCAAUACUUGAAUGACAGAUUCAAGCUUUCAGAGAGCAGUACUAAUUUUACCUGCUGAUCUCUUUGACUCUCCUCUUCCUCCCCUCUACCUGCAAUCCCUGUGGGAAGCUCCCAGUGACCAGAUUCACGGCAGGUGUGGCGAAUGUGAAGGUACAUCUUGCCCCUCGUUUCUUUUUUGGAUUAGCUGUCACUGUACUGUAGAAUCAGCAACUCGGUUACUUAAGGAAUCACAAUGUAUGGAGAUUCUUUUCACUUUUUAUGAUGAAAAAGGAGAGAGAGAGAGAGAGGGGGAAGAGAAGUAUUCAGCUGUUUCUCAUACCUGUGCUCUGUGGACAUUUUUUUAAAUCAAAAAUGUGGCCUCUUUGUAGAACCUUAAUGAUCGGUCAAGUCUUUGGAUGUGGGUUAUGGAUGUGUAGGUUGGGGUCAGAUACUUUAUUUAUGAUCAAAUGAUCAGUUCUAGUCAGGGCAAGAAAAAAUUCCAGCUGUCUUCCUGUCUGCUCUUUUUUUCCCUGUUAGACUUGCUGGCCAGAAGCUUGAGGGAUAAUGUGCUUGGUGCAGUGGGUGGUUCACAAACUUGUAUCUGUGCUCUGACUUGGGCUUUGGAAGUUAUGCUGGUGCCUUUGACUUUUUUUAUUUUACAUUUCCCUUCUUUGUAUCAAAUACAUUUUUGUAUAUGUUGUAAUUUCCCCCAUCCUCCCCCCACCAAGCAAAUAAUGCAUCAACCUAUGGAGUUGUCAGAGUUUAAAGUAUUAGAGCUAUUUUUUUCCAGUUUUGUAUGUGCUCCAUUUGUACUAAUGAAACCAGAAGAACAAAUAACCAGAUCUGAGGACACUGACGAUACAGGAUUUUGGAAACAUGAUGUGAACAGAUGAUGAUGAACACCUGGAGAUGCCAAAAUUGUGAGAUGAAGCAGAGGGGAAGCAGUGCUGUCAGACCAUCGUGGGGCCUGUUGGACUGGCUGGUGUCACUCUGAUCUUGUCAUUGAGGAUUCUGUGCUAGCCAGGAUGGCUGCAGCCAACCCUUCAACACAACAAAAAGUGCCUUCUUCUGAAGGACAGCGACAGCCUGAGCAGUUGAGUUCUUGGGGUGUUGCCAGGGUUGAGUUUAGCAGAGCCUGUGCCCCUUCUAAUGCUACAGUCUAUGCAUUUCAACCUCCCCAAGUGUUUAAGGAAGAGCCAAGUAGUACCAAUGUGCCAAAUGAGUCUGUGAAAGAAUAACCAUGACUUUAGUGGGAUUGUAUUGCAUUCCCAGUGGGGCAGGGCCUGGGACAGACAGAGCUACCGUUGGGUGUGGACAGAGGACCCUGAAUAAAAAUUUUUGCACACUGAUCCAAACAUUGCUGGCAGGGGAUAGAAAUCAUUUUCAGAGAAUUUCAGUAUCUCUAUAGAUAGAAUGACAUUUUGGGGACUGGUAGCCAAGGUAUGACAAAACAAACUUCCAGGUGAGAGUGGCUGGGCAGGAUGGCAGAGGCAGUUUGGGGGAGAUGGUGGAAAGGAGCAGGGCUGGGGUCUCACAGCACCUGGGGGUCCUGUGGGGCCUUGUUGGGCAGGUUCAGCUUGUGUUCUGCUCCUGUGUGGCAGUUAAAAUCCAUGUUGGGUUAAUUAUCUUAACUGUUCCUCACAGGGAUAAAUCUCUCUUGCUCUAAGUGUGAGAACAGUUAUGGCUUCAAAUUUUAAAUUCAAGGAAGUGUCUCAUGCCAGGUAAGGUAAUCCAAGUGCAUUUGCCUGGAAAAAAGUUUAUUAUGAGCCAUGGGCACUGUAAUCACCCUGUUUUGAGUGUGUCCUGGCUCCCUGGUCAAAUGGAGCAGCGAGGAGGCUUGGCUGAGGAAAAAACCUGUUGUACCAGUGGUUCCCUCUUUGUCCAUUGCUGGCAAUGGACUUGGUGAAACUCCUUGUGCCAGAGUUAAAAUGGGAGCUUUUCUUUCUUUCAUCUUUUUUUUUUUUUUUUUUUAAUGGCACAAUCUAGAUAAAUUUAGCUUUUUUAAAUAGAAAACAAGAAAUCAUUAAGUAAUUUUAACUUAUUAGUUCACUUUUACUGGUGAAUGAGAACGGUUUAAAACAUAUGUUGCAAAAUUUGUCCAAUUUAGCCUGCUUAGGAGACAAUUUCUGAAGAUUCAGCCAUCCUGAUGCACAAAACUUGGCCCAGUCCCAAGUUCCCAAACUGUGUGUGUGUGACCUAGGUUGAUGUUCAGCUCCAAGGCUGGAAGUGCCAGCAUCUGCCUGGCCCCACGCAGCAGCUGUUGUGUGGUGAGGUUUCCAUGGGGAGCAGAGGUGGGGCUGGCAGGAGAGGAGGAGAAGGAGAAGGAUUUUGUGCUGUGCUUUGUGUCUGGAGGGUCAGGCAUCGCUUUUCUGAGGGCGCCUGCAGGGUGAGGAGCUCCAGGGUGUGGGUUUUCCCUGCUGGGAGCAGAGCGGAGUCCUGGGGUGGGUGCAGGGCUGAGAGCUCUGCCGUGGCACUGGGGGCCAGCCAGAGAUGGAGGAGAUGAUGGGAAGGGAUGAGUUGCAUCCAAAUGUGGGGAUUCCUGUGCAUCCCUCUUGGGUGCCCACCCAAGGUCUGAGUGGGGAUCAGGUGUGCACACAAUCCCUGGGAAGUGUCAUUUGGGCAGCUUGUGGCUGAGGUGCAAGUGUGCAGGGAGUGUGAGAUUCCUGGGAUGUUGUUAUCAUAGAACAAACCAGAGUUCUUAAUAAAAAUAACCAUGGGAAUGAGCACUUUGCCCUGCCUUAGGUGUUAAUGAGAUUAAUUGGAGCCUUCCCCCCCCGGCUCUCUGUGCAGGGAGAUGCAAAGUUUUGGCUACAGCAGAUGGGUCCCCUUGUCAGAGGGGCUGGGGAGGGAGCAAAAAUGUGAUUAAGGGUCUCUCCAGCUGGAAUUGAGUCAAUAAAUCUCUCUGGUCUGUUUUUCCCUCUGUUCCUUAUGCUGUUGAUGGGAAUGGAAGUAGGUGCAAGCUUUCUUUUUAUUUUUUUAACUGUCUUCAGAUGUUAAUGUUGCCUUUUGUGUAAUUUAAUCCCAUUAUGUUAUUUAAUUGUUACUGCAAUAUUAACUACUGUAUUUGUUGACUUUGUUUAAUAACUGUUCUUUCAGGGCUAGAAAUAAACCUUUAAAAAACCUUUGGGGUUUUUUCUCCCCUUUUCCCUGUCAUGAGUUUAUGCCUUUGAUAACAAGAGUAUCUGAAAGGGUUCAUGUGUCAGUGUUUUACUGAGAUUAACAGAAUGUAUUUGUAAUUAAGCUCCUUAUGAAUGCUUUAAUAAUGGUGGAUAUAAUUUUAUGCUAUACCAGCCUAUUUCUUUAAAGUUUUAUUACUCAUCAGUGUCAGUACCAGCCUUGGGAUCCCCACAAGCUUUCCUGGAUGGCUGAUGGGACGAGAGCAGCUCCAUAACACCCUUUUCACCCACUGUGGAAGAGAUCCAUGUGAAGGGAGCAGAGCAAGCACCAGCCUGGCCCGUCCCAGCUGCACAUUCCCCCUCCUUGGCCAGUGCUGGGGUGGGACCGAUGGGCUCAGUGACCUCUGGAGAUGUGGUGGUGAUUGAGGAGCUGCUCCCUAGAGCUCUGCUUUGUUGUACCAUGGGCACCACGCACCAUCCUGCUUAUCAUGGCACAGGAUCCAUGGGAAUGGAGCUGUCCUGCUGGCUGCUGGGAAGGUUUGGGUUUGCUCCGUCGGCGCUGAUCGGUGUUGGACCAUGGGAGUGAGGGCACCGGGUGCCGACAGCUCUUCGAGGAUUUGGGAUGAGAUCCAUGGUGCCUCUUGGCGUCCAAGGCUGCAGAGAGGCACUUCUGUUUUCCACUGGACCUACAGAAAGGCUGUGGGAUGUUGGCCUGCCAGUCCAGCCAAGGACAAGGAGGGAUUUGCUUUGGGGUUGAGGCCGGGUCAGUUGGCUCCGGAUGAAGUUCCUGCCUCAGUUGUGAAUGGUGAGGACUUGGCACGUCCUGUGUUCCCUGUGUGCUGCUGGGAAAUGGGCUCUUCCCCUUUCUUGCGUGUUGUACAAGCUUUGCUGCCACACUGACAAAGGGAAAUGAAGAAACCACACAUCUCCAGCAGCUGCUUCACCCACACAUGAGAAUGUUGGUUUGCUCAGAGCCUGUCUCUUCAGGGUUAUAAUUUGUUGUAGUAUCUUUGUCUUCCUGUAUGAUUCACUCUUUGUGCAUUUAAACUGGUGUUCUUUAACCCUGCAUUUAAGUGAUUUGGCAUUUAAUUUCUGGGGGAAAAGUGGACAGGAGAGGGUGCUUAGUGGAACUCAGGACUGUUGGGAUUUUGAUACUUGAAGGAGAGUAGAGCUUUGGCUGAUUUUGGCUUGCACAGCUGAAAGUUGCAAGUGUUUGGUAAAUCCUCCUAAGUCUUGUGUGAAUUUGCUCAUCCCUUGCAUUGAGCCUGAGACUAAACCCAAGAGCAACCCCAUUUUUAGAGAUCAGCUUAUUCAAAAUUGGGUUUUUAAAACACAGUUCUUGAAGGCAGUGAAUUUGGAGGCAGCAAUUUCUCCCUUUCUGGGCUGCUGUUUGGCUGCAAUGAGUUACUUCAGAGCUGAGCACAACUGUUUGGACUGCACCAGGGUGGGUGAAAAGUGAGGAUCCUCAUUAGCAGUGUUUUCAUGGUGGUGCCUGAGGAGCAUUGUUGGGUUUCAGUGCAGUUCCUGUGGUGGAGCACUGUGCUGCCCAUAGAUCCCUGCUCCCAGGGUUUUGUACAGCUGCAUUUUCCCCCCCUUUUUAAAUAUAACUUGUAUUUUGCUCUCAAGAUUAUUUUUAAUAAAAACAGCUGUCCUCAGUCAUGUGAGAAAACAGCAUGCAAAUUUGCUGAGCUCAGCCAAACUGGCUGUUGCUCUCCAGAUGUGUGGAGGAAGCAGGUUCUCCAAGAGCUCUUUUCCCUGCUGUGAAUCCAGCCUAAGGAAGGAUUUCUUUUCCUUGAGGGAGGGAAAUACCAGCAAUGAGAACAAUGACUUUGUGACUUCUCAACCUGCAGCCUGUUGGAGGGAGCAGGGCAGCACCAACACAGCUUGUCUUGCUUUUCCCAGCUGGUGUCUGCAGUGGGAAUGUCCUCCAGCACAUCAUCACUUCAAAUCACAGAAUCAUCAAGUCAAAUCCAUCAAGAUUUCAAAUCCCUGUUGACCUGAGUGUUAAAACAGUCCUUAGGGACCAGUGGUUGGGGUUUUCUAAUGGGAUUUUCCCAGUGGGAAGUUAGGAGUUGCUCAUUCUCUUUCAGGGUCCCCAGACUUCUGCUUUGGAGCUGUGUUGAGUCAGUGCAGAGGGGAGGCAGUGUCAAGGCAUGGAUGUGUCUCAAUGCACAGGCUCCACGUCCUGGUGUUCCUGGAGGGCUCUGGACAGUGAAUCCAGCUUGGUACAAGUGUGGAUCAACUCUGGGGACACUGAUGGGACUCAGGACAGCUCCUCAGAAUGGUCUGGAGGGGAGAUGUAUCCACACCAUGUGCAGGGCUGACCUUCCUCAGGACUGAUGUCCUCUGGAAUUCCUUGAGGUUUCUAGAGCCAAGGAUGGCCCAUCUUUGUUAUUUUUUUCUCUCAGUGAAUGCUUAUUCUAAGGAUUCAGGUCCUUUCACAAAGCACAGUUAACUCUUGGAUCCCCUGGAGCCCUUUUCCUGCCUGACCAUGAAGGGAAACCUGCCCCAGGUUCCUGCUGCCUUGUCACAGCAGCUGGGAACAUGUGGCUGCUCCUGGAAAGGUCUAAUCCACCCCCUGCCCAGUGAAACUUCCCUUGAAUAACCUCAUAACUCUUUUUUCCUGUAGCUGUUGCCUCUUUGAGAGUGCAAACAGCGAGGGAGCCAGGGUGGGUCUGCUCAGCUCUUGUGACUGUUCAGUGUUUUUGGGGAGUGUUUAUUUUGCUGAAAUCUGGAAGUGCCAGCUUAUUCCUGUCCAGUGGCUAAACUUAAAUAUCUGCAUUUUAAGCCCUGAAAGCACGUUUGGUUUAGAAGGACAUUGAUGUUCCAGCUACAGAAAAGGGUUUUUUGGUGGGAAUAUUGGAAUUUUUAGAUAGUUUUGUUCCUAGAAGAGCAGCCCUGCAAAGCUGCAUGGAGUCUGCUGUCAGCACUAACAUAAAUGAGGGAAUGAGCCCCUGGCCUUGUUUAAUCCCAUAGUUAUCCUUGGAAUCAACAGCUCCCAGCUCCUCUCUCCAGCCUGGGUUAAAUGUCCCACAACUGUGCCAUGGGCAGAAUUGUGAGCAACGGGUGGGAAAUAGUUUUUAAACCUUGGAAUGUUUAUUUCCUAAGGCCCAACUCUUACAAUGGUUGAGAAGAAGGGGAAAUUUAUUUCUGGGGGAAGGAAAAGAUGUUGGAAUUUCUUUCCCAUUUUUACCAGUCUGUGUCCUGUGAUCUGGUGGUUCUUUUCCAGGGACUGGAUUCAGGCUGUGUUGCUGGGUCCUUGGGAGGUUUUGUUUCUAAACAGGAAACUUUACUGGUUUCUCUACUCCUGAGGAACACAGGAGGAGGGAGGGGAGGUGGAAAGAAUUGAGUUGGAUUGUGAUGUUGGGUAUUUUAUGGUUGGUUUUGCAGUAGCUUUGACCAGCACUUUGUUGCUGCCAGAGGUCAGUUUUCUUGAGGACAAAAUUACUAAUUUAUGAGACUCUUAAAGAAUAUUUUAUCUUCUGUUAUUCAAGCUAAGUCAUUUAUUCAUUUGGGGUGGAAGAUGGGUGCUUGUCUUGCCAUCUGGAGGGCGAAUUGGGGUUAAAAGGGUUAAACUGGGAGAAGUUCUGAGGCAGGCUGGCCAAAAGGUUUGUGGGGGAUGAGAGGAGGGCUUGGAUGGUGGGUGGCUGGCAGCUGCUCCCUCUCCUUGCCCAGACCUCCCAUGGUUCCCAAAGCCAGGGCUGGGAGCAGUGAUACCUUCCCAAAACCUCUGCAGGGUGGGCACUGGGGCAUGGAAAGGAGUGGGGAGGGAUGAGAGGAGGAGGGUGGUGCCAGGGGGAUGUGCUGAGCUGGGGCCUUCACAAGCCACCCCCACAAUGUCCUGUUUCUUCUCUGCUGCCAAAGACUGUUGAGGGAGAGGCUCCAAUGCACUUGAGGCCUCUGCUCCUGCUUUUCAUGGCUUGGGCUGCUCUGCUGGAGCCACCUUGAACUGUAUGAAGAGCCUCAUGCCUGCCCAAGUGUGCUUCAAACCUGGGUUUCCUGAAAUUUCUUAUUUAUAAAUGACUUGGAGGGAAAUAAAAUGGCCCAAAUCAAA